ACCGUAUCCCAGCGGGUCCCGGCUUCCAUACAUGGUCACGGCCCUGCUUCUAACUCCCUGACGUCCCCCCCCCCGUCCCCCCGCCCCCACCGGACACGGCCCCCGCCCUGCUCGCCCCAAGCUGUCCGCCAGCGCACCGCCAUGGAGGACCUGGAUGCCCUGCUCUCUGACCUGGAGACCACCACUUCACACAUGUCACGGUUAGGGGCUCCGAAAGAGCGCCCACCAGAGACACUCACACCUCCCCCACCCUAUGGCCACCAGCAGCAGACGGGGUCUGGAGAAUCUUCAGGAACCUCCGGGGACAAGGAUCAUCUAUACAGAUUCCCUCCUGUCCCUUAGCACAGUAUGCAAGCCCCGGUCCCCAAAGCCGGCGGCGGCGGCCCCUGUGGCUCCUCCAUUCUCCUCUUCCAGUGGCGUCUUGGGCAAUGGGCUCUGUGAGCUGGAUCGUUUGCUUCAGGAACUGAAUGCCACCCAGUUCAACAUCACAGAUGAAAUAAUGUCUCAGUUCCCAUCCAGCAAGAUGGCUGAAGGGGAAGAGAAGGAGGACCAAGCUGAAGACAAGAACACACCCACUGUCCCUCCCAGCCCAUUCCCUGCCCCCUCGAAGCCUUCAGCCACCUCAGCCACUCUGGAGUUGGACAGACUGAUGGCGUCACUCUCUGACUUUCGGGUCCAGAACCAGCUUCCAGCCUCAGGGCCAUCUCAGCCACCAGCGGUGAGCCCCACCCAAGAGGGCUGCCCUUCUCCACCGGGGCAGACCAGCAAGGGCAGUCUGGACACCAUGCUGGGUCUGCUGCAGUCCGACCUCAGUCGCCGUGGUGUUCCUACCCAGGCCAAAGGACUCUGUGGCUCCUGCAAUAAACCCAUUGCUGGGCAAGUGGUUACGGCUCUGGGCAGAGCCUGGCACCCUGAGCACUUCCUCUGCAGCGGCUGUUCCACCACCCUGGGAGGCAGCAGCUUCUUCGAGAAGGACGGGGCUCCCUUUUGCCCCGAGUGCUACUUUGAGCGCUUCUCCCCACGUUGUGGCUUCUGCAACCAACCCAUCCGACACAAAAUGGUGACCGCCUUGGGCACCCACUGGCACCCAGAACAUUUCUGCUGCGUCAGCUGCGGGGAGCCCUUCGGAGAAGAGGGUUUCCACGAGCGGGAGGGCCGCCCCUACUGCCGCCGGGACUUCCUCCAGCUCUUCGCCCCGCGCUGCCAGGGCUGCCAAGGCCCCAUUCUGGAUAACUACAUCUCGGCACUCAGCGCGCUCUGGCACCCAGAUUGCUUCGUCUGCAGGGAAUGCCUCGCGCCCUUCUCCGGAGGCAGCUUUUUUGAGCACGAGGGGCGCCCGCUGUGUGAGAACCAUUUCCAUGCCCAGCGUGGUUCGCUAUGUGCCACGUGUGGCCUCCCAGUGACUGGCCGCUGUGUGUCUGCUCUGGGCCGCCGCUUCCAUCCGGAUCACUUCACCUGCACCUUCUGCCUGCGCCCACUCACCAAAGGCUCCUUCCAGGAGCGUGCCAGCAAGCCUUAUUGCCAGCCUUGCUUCCUGAAGCUCUUCGGCUGACCUCCUUUGGGGAUUAUGGAUCUCCAAAAACCCAAUUGUGAAAAAGACCGAGUCCUCCGGAUCCCUAGCUCUGGAGCCACCCAGACAUCCCUUGCCCCGCCCCCGACUCCCGUCUCCACAGGAGAGCCCUACCCCUAAGGUACUCUAGGUUUGUCAAGUUCAGAAAGGGACCCACACUCCUAAAACACCCAGUAGCCGGGAAUGCAGACCUCACUCUGACCUGAUCCGGUUCUUGUAAUUCCAACCAUUCAGAGGCCAGGAUGUCCCAAGUUCCCCCACCGCUCACCAUUCUGUACACUUUUUUUUCUACAAACAUAAAAACACGCUCCACAUCUCA
Molecule: messenger RNA, 1889 nt
Organism: Peromyscus maniculatus bairdii (prairie deer mouse)
Lineage: Eukaryota; Metazoa; Chordata; Mammalia; Rodentia; Cricetidae
Source: RefSeq, a predicted model, not a curated record